Thermochaetoides thermophila DSM 1495 is the source of this 1206-nucleotide messenger RNA. RefSeq lists its product as uncharacterized. Gene Ontology annotation, molecular function: RNA polymerase II cis-regulatory region sequence-specific DNA binding; DNA-binding transcription factor activity, RNA polymerase II-specific. NCBI's taxonomy places the organism in Eukaryota, Fungi, Ascomycota, Sordariomycetes, Sordariales, Chaetomiaceae. The record is from RefSeq and is a predicted model, not a curated record. The transcript has 2 exons. Bases 1 to 1206 code for a protein of 401 amino acids. Gene Ontology annotation, biological process: regulation of transcription by RNA polymerase II.
AUGACUACAAUGGAGCUCACUCCUCCUCCUUCAAUCGUGAGAUCGCCUGCUUCUCCGACCCAUACGUAUUGCCCCUCUGAGAGGUCCUCGCUCGACUACCCUUCUCCCGGCUUAGUUGAUCAACAAUACAAGCUCUCCUCAAUCUAUGGGGACCAGUCUUGUGUCGUGAGUCCUCCGAUGGAGCCUGAUUCUUCUCUCCCUCCCCUCGACUCCAUGGCACAGCACGAGUGGAAUGCACUUCAUCCGACUUCUUCGGCAUCCGUGAUGCCUAGCAUCCUCUCGCCGGAGUAUGACUCCUUUGGAAGUUAUUCAUACUCGCAUGAUGCCUACCACCAAUCUCCAAACCAGCCUUCCGUGAUCCACGCACCAACCCCUCCGCCUACUAGCUCGGCCCCUAGGUCCCCUGUUGCUCCUCCGAGGACGACCAUGCCUGCAUACACAUCAGCAACUUCGAUUCCUCCCCUGACCCCUCGCAUCAAGAUGGAAGGAGGUCCCGAGUACAACCAGACCAUAGAAGCAGCUCAGUAUCCAUCGCCUCGAUCGGCUCAAACUCCGUCCUAUCCUUCCGAAAAUGGUCCCUACGCAGGUAGCAGCACCUCCGGAUACCUCUCUGAUGGAACAGCCAACACAGCUUCCUGGAGCAAGCCUGAAUAUCAGCCCCUCGAGACAGACCACUUAUACCCCCCUCCUCCUGUGCUCCAGCCUACCCCAUUCCUCCAGGAUGUCAAGCGGUUCCGGGUGCAACGGCCGCGCAGACAACAACGGCGUCUGACGACAAAGGAAGAAGCCAACUUCAUCUGCGAGUUCAAGGGCUGUGGCAAGAUGUUCAGCCGUAGUUACAACUACAAGGCACAUCUGGAAACCCAUGAUGAGAAGCGUGAAUAUCCAUUCCCUUGCCAGGUGCCCGAUUGCAACAAGCGGCACAUGGAGGAUGGAUGCUCAAAGCGCUUCGACAUUGGUACCCUCGACAUCCGGCCCGACGGUGCUGCCUCCUUCGAGAGCCUGCGGCCCCUGGGCCCUCCUCCCCCUCAUACCCCUCUGGGCCACAUGAUUCCGCCGCCGCAUACACCUGGCACUCUCCCUCCUAUUGGUAUCCCUCCUCCGCCUUUGCUCAGCUCCGUGCCCCCGGCAUUGCGGCCCCGCGAUCCCCAGACCACACUCUCUCACCUCACAGAGACACACUCGGGACACAGCUGGGGUCGGUGA